AUGCAGGCGCCGGGGGUCUUCGUUGUCGUCGUCGCCGCCGCCGUCGUUUUGGGGGCUGCGGUGGCCAAGGACCCGGUAAGUUUCUCUUCGCGCUCGCUUCCUCUCCUUUCUUCCCCCCCUCGGGGAAAGCGGCGGAGUUAAAAGAGAGAGAGAAAGAGACGCACGCGCACAAAAAAACCCAACACUCCCCACUACCCCCGCCGGCCAGAAGUGUUCCUGAGCAGGUGCAGAGUGCGCCUUCGGUGUUUGUCUCGGCGCAUCCGCGGAAAAGGUUGCUGCUGCUGCUGCUGGUGAGCAGGCAGACUCUCCCUUUCCUUUUCAAAGGAUCCCAGGGUGGUUGGAGUCGGAAGGCAGUCCCAGGGUCAUCUAGUCCAGCCCCCGCCAUGCAGGGAUGAAUAUGCAGCUUCCCCGCACCGGGAUCGAACCUGCGACCUGGGCGUUGUCAGCACUGCACUCUCACCCACUGAACCCUCCAGGCUGAAAGGGAAGUUCAUUUUCUGUUGCGAACCGACCUGCGAUCUUCUGGUUUGUUUGUUUUUUUAUUUAGCUUUUCAGAUUUUAAGAAUUAAAAAACAAUUAACAGUCAACAUAAAAAGAGGGAGGACCCAAAGCAAUCUGCUGUUUACCAUGCUGACCAUGAGCAGAGCAGGAAAGGCCAAAGGACUUCCAAGGGAUGAUUAAUCCAAUUGGUCUGUAUAUUUCAGAGGAAGGGAAAUAGGCAGCCCUAUUGUUGUUUCUCUUCACUUUUUGCUGGGGAUGCUGAAGUCUUCCUGCUUUGUGCAUCUUUCAGGCAGAUGCAGGGCUAGUAAUGAUUUUCCCAGUGGGGAGGAUUUGUGUCAGUUGCCUACAUCUUUGGAGACUCCUAUCCUGAGUCAGAAUCAGCUGGACUAUGGGUGGAGGCGUAGUUGGAUCAACAGUUGGAAGGUCGUGCUGAACAAACAGCAUUUGUGUGUAUAUUCUCCCCCCCACUUGAGCAUAGUGCAGUGGCUCUCACUGUUUUCCCUGGGCUAUAGUUUCAGAAUAAAAAUUUCCUUGCGCCGCACCCAUUUUUCUAAUUUGAUAACUUAUUGGAAAACACAGCUAGGAUUGUGCUCGGUAUCACUUGAUACUGGUGCUCUCAUUUUAACAAGAUAUCCCUCCCAUAUUCUGCUAUUUUUUAAAAAAAAAAUUGAUGCUAUGCUAUACUGAAAUGUUUGAAUGUUUUUUUGAGCGAGUCCUGCCACACUUGCCAUCCUCUCCUGCACACCAGUGUGCUGCACCGCACUGUUUGAGAACCACUGGCAUAACGGUUGUAGGAGUGCUUUACAAUUUGAGGCGGUAUUUUAGGCAGUAGGUUCUUCUUAGUAUCUCAUGUACAGAACGUAUGAAGCAGUGAUAAAAGGGAGUGGUUUGGAACAUGUCAAAAGUCCUUUGUUCUUUCUGAGCCAUUUCCACAACUAGGUAAGAUUGGGGAGGCAGAUGGAUUUCUGGUCAUGACUUUGGAGCUCUCGUCUUAGAAAUUAAGCAGUGGCACAGAGGUUGACGAUUGUUAUCGUUAUUAUUCACUGCAUAGUUGCAUUUUUAAAAUACAAAUACUCUGCCUAUUUCCCAAAAUGUUGCAGCGGUAUAGGAAACAGGGAGCCAGCCAUAUGAUGAAGCAGUCAGCUGUCUGCUUUGCAGGUGACCAUAGAUGAGAUGAAUCUCCUUGCAUAUAUAUGUGCGAUAGCUCAGUUCGUAGAGCAUGAGACACUCCCCCCCCCCCCCAAGGUCAUGGGUUUGAGCACCAUGUUGGGCAAAAAAAUCCUGCAUUGCAGGGGAUUGAACUCAAUGACCUCUGCGAUCCCUUCCAACUCUGUGAUUCUAUCCAAAGUCCUUAGUCGUGGAUUGGAGCUUAGUCGCAUACAUUGCUCAGGCCAUUCAUGGUACAGGCAGAAGGCCUAAAUGUCUAGAUGUUCAGAUAGCUGGAAACCAUUUUUGUGAGAUCUUUUCAUAGGCUGUUAUAAAAUAAGGUGCCUGCUUUGACGGUGCGGACUCUUGAACAAAACAUCUGUACUAUAUUAGCCAGAAAUGUAUGUGUGGUUUUAAAUGCCUUCCUUCCACUUAAUCCUUUGCACCAGCUAAGUUCCAAAGUGACAUAUGGCCGUCAUGUGUGAAAAUACCUUUCCUUUGUCUUUCAUGAACUGAUCCACUAAUGAUUUAAUGAUAAUCUUUUUCACUUGAUGAGUUUAAAGCCUUGACGUUUACAUCAGAGCCCUCUGGAUCAAGCCAGUGACCCAUCUAGUUCAGCGUUCUCUUCUCACAAUAGAUAACCAGAUGCCUCUGGUAAACCUACAACUGUUAAUCUCUCCCAUCUUGUUUUCUACAUAGUGCCUUCUUAACAUUGCCUUUGCUUCUGGAGGUCAAGAUAGCCAGGUGACUAGAUGACUAAAUGGGUCUCUAAGCACCUAGUUUUAGCCAUUCCCUCUCUCAAAAUAUUCAAGAGCUGUUUGACUAGUGUUGCCUAUGAUGAUCUGUAGCAGCAAAGCUACUAUAUUUCCUUGAAUUUCUUGUAUACUGUUGUAUGUUUCUAUAUUUCCCCAUUCUUCUUAUAUCCAAAUACAGGAGCACUUUUCCCCUUUGUUUAAACCACAUGUUCUUUGAGUAGGCUGAUCUCUCAAGUCCAACUUGUGAGGAGCUCAGAUCUGCUUAGGCUGCAUCUUGUGACUUAGCAGAGCAAUUACCUUCUUGUUUUGUUUAGAGAAACGAAUUGCUGAGUGCGGCAGUUCAUGGAUGUGUAAUCUUUUCUUGAAAUGUAUAUUCCUUCUCUACAGAACCAAACGGACAACAUAGAUGUUCAAAUGUGGUCUUAGUUAACGCUUAGCUAUGGCAAAGUGUAUUAACAAGUAUCACAUGACAGUUUAUUAUCACCAGAGUUGAGUCAGAGGAGCUGCCCUUCUGCUUCAAAAAUUUCUUGCACUUUUUUUGCAUUUUGAGUCUGUUUUUUUAUUUAACACAUCUGAAUUCUUCCUCUCUUACAAAAUCGGUUGCGACUGAUCUUGAGAUAAAUAAAUGUUUGUUUGUACCUAAUAGAGGGGAAUUUGCAAAGGGGCUGAAUCUCACAUUUAUUAUGCAGUCAAGUUAUUUCUAAUACAUAUUGUGAAACCGACUAGUUUUUCCAAGUUUGGAGAGCAAAGGAAAUCUGCUUGCAUCAGUUUCAUGUGAUUCACAACAGCCCUGCUGGUUCUACCUGCCAAGUUACUAUUUCUUAUAUUAAAUAGGGUAAAGAUUGAGUGCAUGUCAAAGUAAAAAUCAAAAAUUGUGGCUCUGCAAUCCCCAGAACAGGUCUUUGAACUUUGCUGCAUAUGUUUAUCUGUCAUAAACACUACUGUGUUGUGAAAUAGUGCCUCUGGUGAGAAACUUUUAAUUACAUCCUUGUGUAACCUCAUUUAAGGUGUAAUAUCCCUUAUAUUUUCAGCAGGGUUCUUGACAUAGUGCAAAUAUUACUUUAUCGCUGGCAAAACAAUUCUCUCCAUUUUAUAUCCAUUGGCAAUUGCAAGUUCUGUCUUCUGAAAAACCAAAAAUUAGUCCAAACCGCACAGAAGACACGAAGAUUCCAAAACAGUUAAAUAGAUUUUGGGGGGAGGGAGAAGCAGGGGGAAAGGCAGAGGAGGAGAAUUUUGAACUACACUUAUGUAAUUCACUAAAAAUAGCAAAAAAAAAAAGAGUUGCCUUUCUCUUACAUCCAUUGUAUGCACCUAUGUAAAGCACCUAUGUUGAGCUGACAGUCUGAGUUAGUUGGAUUACCACCCGAAGUGUUGUAUAGAGCCAAAAAGGUAACAUACUCCCUGAUGGCAGAUGCUCUUUCUGAUAAAAGAGGAAGGCAGGCAAGUAGAAGUGUACCAGUUCUUGAAGUUACGCAGUGUACCUUUACACAGGUGUCUUGUGAAGGAGAAUUAUGCAUAAAAUUGCGUGAGCAUCUGGCCCAUCCCCUGUGGUAGCAUGAAGCCAUUGGGCUGUGUGUUUGGCAUGGAUAUUGAGAGUGGGCACAGAGUUGCAGCCCCAGUCUGUGCAUGAUAAGAGUUACGAUUGCUGCAGUAUUGUCUGAUCUGAUCAGGAGGGUUGCCUCUCUUUUCAGCACAGGCAUCCCCACACUUAGGUGAGGGUUACGUUCUGGGGGGCCCCACCUGUAUGAGUGAAAUUGCGUAAAGCGGGGAUCACCCUGAACGCCCUCUGUGCUGCUGUCUCUCUUCAAUCCAGAGCGAAAAUACUGAACCCCAAAAUAUCCACAACUAGAAUUGAAGCUCUGGGGCCAGCAGGAGACUGGGGGACAUGCUGGGAAAUGGAGGGUCAUUCCCAGAGCGUGUUUUUUGGGGUAUGUUCUUCAGCCCCAUGGAGCCUUCAGUGUAGUGUUCCUCAGGAUUUAAUCCCCCCAUGCUGUUUAACAUAGACCUGAAACCACUGGGUGGGGUUAUCCAGAAUCUUGGAGUACGUUGUCAGCAAUAUGCCAAAGACACAUAGCUCUACUUCUCCUUUACAUCUGCAAGUGAGGCAGUGGAUGUGCUGGACCAGUGUCUUGCCUUGGUAAUGGACUGGAUGAGAGCCAACAACCUGAAAUUCAAACCAGAUAAGGCACUGUUAGUGGGUGGUUCCGUAGACCAGAUGGGUGGGAGAUCGCCAGCUCUUGAUGAGGUUACACUUCCUCUGAAGGAGCAGGUUCGUAGCUUGGGGUUCCUCCUGGAUCCUUUGCUGUCACUUGAGGCUCAGUGGCCCGGAGUGCCUUCCAUCAACUUCGGCUGGUGGCCCAGUUACACCCCUAUCUGGACAGGGAUAGCCUAACUUCUGUUGUCUACGCUCUGGUAACCUCUAGGUUGGAUUACUGAAACACUGGGAGCUGCCUCUGAAGACAGUUCAGAAACUUUGGCUAGUGCAGAAUUCGUCAACCAUGUUACUCACUGGGGCAAGAUGGUUUGAGUAUAUUACACUGAUCCUAGCCUAGCUGCCAGUUAGUUUCCAUGCCCAAUUCAAGUGCUGGUUUUGACUGCCCAGAACUGCUAUACAUCAAGGACCACCUUUCCCCAUAUGAACUGACCAGGACUCUGUGGUCAUUAUCUGAGGCCCUUUUUCGUGUGCCUCCAUGAAAGGUCUGGAGGGUGGCAACACUAGAAUGGGCCUUUUCUACUGUGGCUCCCCAUCUGUGGAAUGCUCUCCCCAGGGAGGUUUGCCUGGCACCUUCAUUAGGCACCAGGCAAAAAUGUUUCUCUUUAGCCAGGCCUUCGGAUAAUUUGUGGAAAGGGGGUUAUUGUUAUGUUUUUGGUUUAGUUUAUUAAGUAUUUUGUGUUCUCGGUUUUUGUUUUUUCUGUUGUGAACCACCCUGUGGUCUUUGGAUGAAGGGCGGUUUGCACGUUUAAUUAAUAAUAAUAAUCAUCUUUGCCUCUCCCCACCCACUUUGAGGGUUGCUCAACAUGUUAAGACUUUAGUAGAGGAGUCUGCUUUCCUGUGGAAAGUUCUUUGUCCACACUUAAGAUAUUGUUGAGUAGGACCAUCAUGUACUGACUGCCCACACAUCAACAGAUGAAACACCACAGAUAGGAGUCGCAGGCUGGGAAGCUCAAUGCAGCAUGGUCCUGGCUCACUUUGUUAGCCCUAUUCCGGUGCUUGUGUAGAAGUCCUCACCCAAUUUAGAACCCUGAUUAAGGGGAGCCUAUGCGGACACAUCCCUGCUGCAGAUGUCCGCCCUCCAACAUGCCAUGUAGAGGGAGCCAGUCAGAAUUGUCCACAAACUGCCUAACCAGAUGGGGGAAGCUAAUACCUUAACAGGGCUAGUGAGCUCUGCUAAAUGGUAUGGCAGAAAGUGAAGAUGCAAAAUAUACAUCAUAGGGAACAUACAGUCUUUUUCUUUUUCUGGAAUGCUAGUUUAAAAGACAGAAAUAAAUUGAAGAGGGGUCUGUUGCCACUUAAGGAAUUGCCAUUCCAUCAGUUAAAUAGACAGCUCCCAGCCUACAACAGUGGCAUUUCUGUGUCUGUUUACUGGUACAUAAUCCCAACUGUUUGAGUAACACCUUUGCUAAUCCUAUGGUUUCAUUCUUCUUUCUGCAUUAGAGGCAGAGUGGCUUUUUUUGCAAGUGCUCUCUGCUUAAGUACCUUCUCACUGUGUUUCAAUAAGAAGCUUGAAAACUCUUUAUUUCAAAUACAAUGGAGCUAACCAGAUUUGACUCCAGGUUAGGGUGGUGGCUCUUACCGAUGUUGCUGGAGUACAACUUCCAUCGUCCCUGGCCAAGGGCUGAUGAAAGCUGGAAUCCAAAUGAGGACCACAGGUUCAAGAUCUUACUCUCAUGGUUUUUUAAAAAAAAUGCUUUUCAGCAGUAAGGACUCUUGGCUACCCACGAUCAGAUGGGUUUCUACAUAAAUGUGACUUUCUUGCCCAGCCUACCUCUCUUCUGUAGUAUAUCUUGCUUCACAAGCAACGUAAAAGUUCAGACCUGUACUAGAUCCAAGAGGCAAGCAAAUAGCAGAAAGCAAAAGCUUCAUGUGCUAGUUGAAGCUCAAAAAAGAAAUGUUAGCACUUCCCUACCUGCAGCGUUCAAAAUUUGUCAGGUGCAUUUUGCACCUGGCUAUCAGCCACUACCAAAAAGUUCCUGAAAUUGAAAAAUAUGACUUUCGAGCCAUCUGCCACAAAAAUGACAGCUAGGCAUUCUCUUUUGGCGACCGUAACCCUAAGGAGCCAUUUGGCACCUAGCUUAUAUAUUUGAGUUUCUAACACUGUCUGCCUGUGUGCUGCUGUUUCUAUCACCACAAAAAAGCCUCCCACUGCAUAGCAAUUUGGCUUGGGAAAAGAUCCCACUACUAUGAAUGGGACACUUUUUCAUCAUCUUCACCUGACCACCACAUAGGGCAGUUUUUUGUUGCCAGAGAAGGGGGCUUCUAGGAAGGUAAGGACUAGCUGUUCCCCACUUGUCUCCUCCUUCUGACAUGCAUCAAAAAAGAGGCGAGAAUGCUCAAAGUCAGAGGCUUCCCGCAUGAUUCAGAAUUAUGCCCGAACCAGCCCAUUUUAAACAUGCAUAGAAAAAAAGUUCCCAGCUAGUUGUUUGCAUUUUUGAACCCUAACCUUGACACCUGCAAAUGGAGAGUUCAGGUAUACUGUAAAAAAGUAUCGCAGUUCAAUCCUAGGCAGGGCUCAAUGAGUUUUGUCGGACUUUAGUCUUUGGUAAGUCUGCAUAUGACUGCAACUUUAGUCCUUCAGGGGUUUUUGGUUUUUUGUUUUUGUCUGCAAAAGCUGAGAAGGCAACAAGAACUCUGAAUAUUUUUGCAUGAAACAAUUAUAAAAAUGUUUGUUCUCAAAAAGGCUUUGUCUUUUUUCUUUUUUUUUCUUUUUUUGCAGUAUGCUGAAGAAUGCAAAACACUAGCAUAUCCUCCCUCAGGACCAACGUAAGUAACUUAUUAAGGACAGCUCAGUAGCUGAUAGUUGCUGUUUACUUGUGAUCCCGUUGACUUACAAAUUUAAUUAAUAUAACAUAAACUUUAAACUUGGCACAUUGAGUCAGGAUUGUGGUGCUGCUAUUACCUUACUAUAUAUCACUGACCAAACAUUCAGCUAGAGAACAUUGUACCUAGUUUGAGACAGUGGUGAUUUUUGCAGAAUGAGGGCACAUGGAAAAGAAUUGUGUAGGUUAGCUUAAAGAAGAUUCCUAAAUUGUCUUCAGCGAUCGUAAAAGAAGACCGCUACUAGGUGUAAAUAUAGGUAAAAUGUGCUUGUGUUAAAUAUGUUUGUGUUAAAUAUUGAUGGAUGAAAGCUAGGCAAUGUAAAUAUAAAUUACUUAGAAAUUUUUAACCAGAAAGACGCCUGAAGGCAACAGCCACAAAAUAGUGGUUUAAGUGUAGCUACACCUUUCUGCGUUUCAUGAAAAUCGCUCCUUUUUCAGGUACAAAGGAAAGAUUCCCACCUACAUCAUAAAUCUUGACUUGCCACCAAGUGAGAGAUGGGUCCAGUUGGCACGUGACAAAGAUGCAGAGGUAGGGAACAUGGUGGGAAGGAGGUCAGGAUCAGAGGCUUUCUUCUGGGCGCCUUUUUAAUGAGAUGCAGGCCUUAAUUUCUGCUAACAUAGGUGUACUGCUUAAUGAAACAGGCUUUAAUCCUGCCCCUAAAGCUGGAGGGAAAUAUUUUAAGUUGUGCUUAGGACAAGAUGCUUGAAUUCUGCAUUGCUUUUUAUUUCAAGGCCAAAAAUCCUCAGUCAGAAUGCCUAGUAAAAUGGCUUUAACUGAGGAACAGACACAAGCUGGCAUUCAAGUGAAUGUGCAUAGGUUGUAUGAGAGCCAGUGUGGUGUAGUGGUUAAGAGCGGUGGACUCGUAAUCUGGUGAACUGGGUUCGCUUCCCCGCUCCUCCACAUGCAGCUGCUGGGUGACCUUGGGCUAGUCACACUUCUCUGAAGUCUCUCAGCCCCACUCACCUCAAAGAGUGUUUGUUGUGGGGGAGGAAGGGAAAGGAGAAUGUUAGCCGCUUUGGGACUCCUUCGGGUAGUGAUAAAGCGGGAUAUCAAAUCCAAACUCCUCCUCCUCUUCUUCUUCGGCUGUGAAUUCACUUUCUGUCUUUGUUCUUCUGGGGUAUGGUCAUUGAUUCAGUCUUGUGCAAUCUUAAUAGACACAACUCUCCACUUCUGCUCUCCUGCCUGGCCACAUUCCAGUUUGUAAGGGUGGGGUUUUGCUGUUGCAAAGCUGUGAAGGAGGCCUUGUCAGGAUGCAAAACAGCAGAGGCCUCAUUGGGAUGGGCAAGCAAAAGCAGAUAGAACAAUUCAUAGAAUUAGGGUGUUCCCUCUUCCCUCAGAGCACCCAUUGAUAGCAGCUGAGACUUGGAAUGGUCACAACAUACAGGAUAGGCAAGGCUUAACAAUGUAUGAAGUCUGCCUAAAGAAAGAACUCUCUACCUUUACAAAAGAUGUUUCACAUUGCGUCAGUGAACAUAGUUGAAAGUGUCAACUCAUCACUAUUAAAGACCCCUUGUUUCAGAUGUGCUUCGGCACAUAUGAAAGGGUUAUAUGUUUUAAGUGGCUCUUGCAUUACCCUAAAAGUGUGUUCACCCGAGCUUUUUCUUAAACUUUUCCAGGUGAAGGAUGUCCUUAAGAUUAUGAAAGAUAUUUUAAUCACAUUCCUUCAUAGUGGAAAAGCCGUAGCAUCACUGGAAUCUAAAUUGGUGAGUACCUUUCCAUUUUCUCUAAAAUUUAGGGGGAAGUUGAAUCCAGCUUGCUGAGCCUGUCUGAACCGCAGCUGCUAAUAAGCCAAAAAUGGGGAAAUAAAUGCACUAGUUAUCAACAGGAUCUGAUGCUUAGUGUGAAUUCUGGCAGGAGUCCUUGGCAUCAUUGCAGGCCCCUUAAUGAAAAUCUCUUCGGUGUGCCACUGCACUCAGAAAGCCAGUCAUGAUUUGUACAUGUACAAGUUUGUACAUUACUGUGCAGAGAUUUAUCACCGCUCCAGGCUAUCUGGCUGUUGCUUGGAAGCCAGGAUGCUGCCGUAUGCAGGUUGAGACUGUCAACUUUUGUCAGGCAGGAGUCUACCCCAGCCCUGCUAGGAAAACCUCAGAUUGAAUCUAGCAUCUUCCCCAGGCAAAACAUGUGCUUUGCCACUGAGCUGUGUGGGGAAAAGCAACUAGAAGGGAUUCGGAGAGAUGCAGGAAGGAUUCACGCAGGCAAAUCCUGUGAUGAGCUAGAAAAUGAUAGGCUCCCGAGUAACUUAAGGGGGGUAUCACUAUCGUUGGCCCAGAUCCAAAGAGGCUUUCAGGUGAUCGGGGGCACUGGAAUGUUUUUCAGAUCUAUGCAAUCUUGUCAGGGUGUUACACGCAUGGGGUAUACAUUUGAAACAAUAUCAUGCCACGUCGAACAUUUGUGGCUUUCCCCAAAUAAUCCGGGGAACUCUGGUGUGUUAAGAGUGCUGAGAUUUGUUAGAAAACCCAGAGUGGUUUAGCAGUCAGUCCCCUUUCUUGUGGAAUUCUGGGAACUGUAGUUCUGUGAUAGGGAAGAGGGUCCCUUAACAAACUAGUCUUCCCAGGAUUCUGUGGGGGAAUCCAUGACUGUUUAAAGCGGUAUGUUACUGGUUUAAAUGUAUCGUGUAGAUGGAAGAUUAGACCAUAUAAAUUAAUGGGCCUAACUUAGUCAUGUUCAUUCAUUUCAGGGGGUAUACUCCAAGUGAAACACAGUAGAAUUGUCUUCUAAUUGUCUACUAAUGUUUCAGAGUGUCUUCUUAUUGAACUUCUCCAGGGUCCACUUAUUUCAGCAGACGUUACUCAGAAAUAAAAGGGAGCCUAUUUAUUCAGUUUACAUUUAAACCAGAGUUUGAAUUGGAGUUUGUUGUACAUUGCUCUGGAAAUAGCUACUGCAAGAAGGAAGCGAAAUCUGAAAAAAUAGGAUGUUACGCAGUAAGGGUUGCAAAAAUGGUAGAGAGUGAGCUCAGGGACCUUGAAAUAAGCGUCCUAACUGGUCUGCGGAUUGUGGCUGCAGUCUGUGCAGGAAUGAGUAAAUAAAUUUACAGUAGUUCUGUUUUGAACCUCCAUCUUCCACAAGUUCUUUCUCUUUGCUGCAUGAACUGUGGUGUUCAGAUUAAUGUAAAAAUGCAAAGAGAAGGAUAUUGGAGCUCCAAAAUGCCAGCCAAACCACAGUGCCUUGGACUUUGUUAAUGGAGGUCAUCCUGCAGCUAAAUUCUUGAUAAGCAGGUUAUUUUUUUCUCAAGGUCUCAACAGUCCACAAAGUCUCAAAUGUCUACUGAGGCAACUACAGACCACUUAGCACAUAGCUUUUUUAGUUAAGUGUACACCUAAAAAUUGUAGAAUGCAAUUGCAGCCAACGUGUGUUGUUCAUAUGUACCCAUUGGGGAAUCACAAUUGGCUGUGCUGCCUGUUGAUCAGACUGCAAAACUGAGUUUGUCCCUUUGUAGUUUGUGAAAUGACACUAACCCUCUGUAAAUGUGCUCUGUUUACACCAAGAGAUAAUUGGGACUGAGAAGGAAAUAUAUGGAGACAGAGCAAUAAAAAAUAGAAAGUUAUUUACUAUGUUUUUCAGGUUUUAAUAACUUGUGGCUUUUCUUCUUAGGCUUGGUUAGGUUCCACCCUUCCCUAUCCUUUCAAUGAUGAGAUCAAAGGCAUUGCUUCUGCAAUUGAUGCUCCUUUAGGUAAUUUCCAUUUUGUUAUUACUGUGUCUGGCUCUGAAAGCACACUAUUAAAGGCAUAAUUUGGUGCAAUUGAACAUUUCAGCCACUGUAGCAAUACAUGCUGAGGUUAUAAUACAUUUGUGGAACAGGAGUGCUUAAAUGUUUGUAGCAAAGAUGAAGAGCAGGUGUCUAUUUAAAUGUAAGACCUGACUAGGAAGACUGACCGGGUUUUCUACUGAGUGAAAGUCUGUACAGUAAUAUCCUCACCUUUAGUAUGCCGGGAGCACAAUAUUUGCAUAUCUGAACAGAGAAUAGGAUCCUGUAAGCUUAUUCCUGGAUUAAAAAUCAUCAAGCUAUAGAUUAUGCACCUUGUGUAUUGCAUAAUUCAGGAGAGCAAGUCAAUUUAAUUCCUAUAUCAAUUCAAAAGCUGAAAAGAGGGGCAUCUCACAGAGGUACUAAAAUAGGAUUGACCAACAAGUUGCCCAUCCUCUUUGCAGGCUUCUAAGAAAUUUUUUGAAAUGGCAAGUCUUGUAGAUUUCCUGCUCAGUGUCUCUGCCUUGUGGCUUGCAGUCCAUAGACAUAUGAACCAAGCACAGUAAGAAGUGAUACUCUGAAGAUAUUUCCUGUCUCCAUUUUCUUCCUUUUAAGUGUUUGCUUGGUUUUAUCCGUUGUUUUUAAUGGUCACUUUGAUGAAAGGUCUCUCUUUCUCCCUCUUCCCUUUCCACCUUCCAAUUUAGGUGACAUUGUUCUGUUCAAUAUCUUCUAUGAAAUCUUCACAGUGUGCACUUCAAUAGUAGCAGAAGACCCCACAGGUAAAUGACUGCUUAGCCAAUGACAUGUAUUUUAAAGAUAGUGCUUAAGGUAUUUUUUCUUUGACCUUAAUUUCAUUUCUCUCCACCACCCCCUUUUCCUUUCCAACCAGGAAAGCUCUACCAUGCCAGAAAUCUUGAUUUUGGAUUGUUUCUUGGGUAUGUAUGUACCAGUGAGGUCCAACCUGCCCUGGUGGAUCCACAAACUUUCUAAAUUGGUGGGGGGGGGAAUGAAAUGUUUUUUACCUUACCUUUUUUAUUGCUUUGAGACUAAGCGAUGAGCAGAGCGUUUAGUUAAUCUGCAGCACCUUUAACUAUGGCCUGCCUUUCUCAAUUUCUUUGGAGCGUCUUUAGAGGGAAAAAUAUGUGUGCUGUCAUAAUUUUCACCAUUUUCUAUAAAAGGGAGAAGCUCUGGGGUUGUCAUUUUCAGCACAGUGACUUUUUUUUAUUUAUCAAAAUAGAUUUUUAUUAAGAAAGAAGCAUAGUGAAUAUAUAUAUAUAUAUAUAUAUAUAUACACACACACACACACACACACACACACACACACACUGCACCUUUUGAGAAAAAGUAUUUUAUCUGACCUCCAAAAUCACUAAACCAUCUAUCCCUCCUAUCUCCCAAAAAGAUACCUUUGAUACCAUCUGGGCUCCCCUUUUCUCUUUUAUUGAAGAACAGGAUAUUUUAAUGCCACUGUCAUCACAGAGCUGUCUGCAGAGGGGAUUUACUCAUUGAAAAAGUAUUGUAACUGUAUUGUAACUUUUGAAUAAAUUGUUAAAAAAAUAAAAGGCCCAUGACUUAGCAGUGUUCCAUGAAGACUGUGGGUAGUAUCUAAUUGGGGUCUUGCUCUCACAGAAGGGCUUUUGAUUCAGCAGACUCCUCCAGUUAAUAGAAGUGGAAGUGGGGUGAUUUUUGCCAACUUCAGCCCCCUGCAGCCCCUUAUGCCACCUUCCACCCUGUUCCACCUGAUACCCCAACUGGAUUCCAUUUUCUGAACAUACAGGGUAGCAGUGUGCAUUGACCACAAGAUUUGGUUCAGAUCUAGACCCAGCACUUUGUGCAGCAGUUUAAUUUGUCUGUUCAGAGGCUACCUGAUUUGCUUCAUGGCUCCUAAUCCACUCCCCCUCCCUUUAGUGAAAACAUUUAUUCUGCCAACAAUACAUCUCAUUUCCAUCACCGGAGGAGUUCAGACAACAAAAUUAUAAACAGCUUCCUUAACAGAAGAGCACUAAGACAAUGUAAAACAUUGAGCAACCCAAAACAACCACGCCUUUGCUUAGUCCAUUCGAGCUUUCAAUGUUCGGGUCGUUAUCUUGAAAAAGACAAGAUAAUGCUCCUAGUCUACUUGAUUGCCUUCCAAACCCAAUCUAUUAUAGUGGAACCUCGGGUUAAGAACUUAAUUUGUUCUGGAGGUCUGUUCUUAACUUGAAACUGUUCUUAACCUGAGGUACCACUUUAGCUAAUGGGGCCUCCUGCUGCUGCUGCUGCUGCUGCGUGAUUUCUGUUCUCAUCCUGAAGCAAAGUUUUUAACCUGAGGUACUAUUUCUGGGUUAGCGGAGUCUGUAACCUGAAGCGUCUGUAACCCGAGGUACCACUGUACUGGGAAACAAAAAAAUAAAGUCGUCCCCCCCUUCUUUCUGGCACAAGUAAGUACAGCCAACCACAUCAAACGAAAAGCCCCUAGACCCAGGGUUUCCCAAACUUGGGUCUCCAACUGUUUUGGGACUACAACUCCCAUCAUCCCUAGCUAGCAGGACCAGUGGUCAGGAACGAUGGGAAUUGUAGUCCAAAAAUAGCUGGAGACCCGAGUUUGGGGAACCCUGGCCCGAGGGGCUUUUGUGCUAGGCAUCUUUGGGGUAGGACCCAGCAGAAUUCUUCCUCCAUGUCCUCUGCUCCCUAUGCUGAUACCUUCCUUAAAUUGGGAGACAGUUUGGCAAAGCUGCUCCCUCCCCUGAAGCCCUUGGAUUGGAGAAUGCUGAUGCCAGUCAUUCCUUCCCAAUUAUAAGCACUGUCUCCUUCAUCACCCCGCCCGAGCAUUAUGGUAAACACUCUCACUUCUGGGUGUUUGCUGCAAUGUUUUGACAUCUGGAUCGCUGAGGUGCUAUGAAGCACUUUAUGGGAUGGGUCUCUGCUUCAACUUGUGCCUCCCAGAGGCAUUCUGCUUUGCCUCAGGAUUUGCCCGAAUCUGGUACUUGCUCCUGUUGUGGAGGGGAGAGAGAUGAAAGAGAUUUUUAUGUGCUCGCUUUUUCCAAGGAAAGCCACCCAAAUGUUAGCUGUUCAUGCAUCCAGCUUGAAAGACUCAAAAAUCUGAGAGAGUCCAUUUUACAUUGCUGCGGAUUAGUUGCAAUUUGCAUUAGAUAGACAGUUCUUGCUGAUGUUUAAGUGGUAUUGCUUUUCCUGCAGGUGGGACGUGAAUGCUAGUUCUUGGAGGACAACGCAGAAACUGAAGCCGCUCAUGGUGUCACUGGAUUUUCAAAGGAACAAUAAAACAGUGUUCAGGUCUGCAAAUUUUGCAGGCUACGUGGGAAUGUUUUCUGGAUUGAAGCCAGUGAGUAUUCCUUUAUUUGGACAACACUAGGUGCAUUCUGAUGUAACUGUAAACCAUAGCUUGCCAUUAUGAGUAUGAACAGGCCUGAGACACAGGUUUGCCUGCUUCAUCUUCCCCUUCCCUUAGGAGCAAGCAGGUGACUUCAGAGGCUUCUUUUGCUAGUGGCAUCCACCCUUAAUUUUCCAUUGCAUCUGAUGUUGCAAACUUUGCUGAAAACAAAGCCAGGCAUAUUAGUGCCUUGUAGAGAAAACAGAGUCUCAAAGCACCUUAAAUGCGUAAUAGUUUAUUUUACGAUUGAUGAAGCCUUGGGAGAGUGGCGUUCACUGUGUGCAGAAUGUGUAUUUUGGCAAACAUCUAUAUGAGCAUAUGAUGCUUGUGUCCUCACCUCACCUCACCUCACAUCGCUAGGUAUGCAUGUACAAAGAGGAAGAGCAUUUGUAAAACAUUGGGGCCCAAAAACUAUAAUACAAUGGAUAGCAGUGUUCUGUCGCUCACAGUGGCCUUCUUAAAGCACUACAGAAUUAGCUUAACUCUGUCUGUUUUCUAACUGCUGGGUAUUAAUAAACACUGUUAACUGACUUUUUGUAUUUUAGGGCAUUUUUACUCUAACCAUGAAUGAGCGGUUCAGUCUUGAUGGAGGUUACAUUGGUGAGUAUGCUUAAUGCUCUGUUCCUGUGUCUUUGGGGGUUUUUUAGCUUUAAUAAAAUGGGGAAAUUUUAGUAGCAUUAUACCCCACCCCACUCAAAUCACUGGAGGUCCAAUUUCACAAGAUGCAGGGGAGAAAGUGGAGAAAGCAGUGUGAUGCAUGUUGUAAGAAACUAUAUGAGAAGUUGUGUGGCAUGAAGCAAUAGCAGGGCACGCCCAACCAUUGUCCAAGAAGCAAACCACAUGGAAAUGGUUUGGGAUGACUUUCAGCUCGGUUGAAUUAAACUGAAAGAUGAGAUGCUUAAACAAUGCUAAGGCUGCGUGUGGUCAUAAAGCUCUUUGAAUUUGUGUUUCUUGCAGGAGUCUUUGAGUGGCUCCUUGGCCAGAGAAACGGUUGGUGGAUGAGUUUUCUCACCAGAUCUGUGUUGGAAAACAGUACAAGGUAACAGUUAAAUUGUGAAGCGGUUUAUCUGCAUAUAUGGCCAAGCCAGGGAAAUUAGGAAUAAUCCCAAUCUCAUUUUAUAAUGUCUCUUUGUUUAAGUCUGUUCUUUCUUGUCUUGACUACCGCCAUCUUGGUUCCAUGGAAAUUUUACAUUGUGUGAUACUAAGGAAAACUUGUUUAACGUUCAGACCCGCCUGGUACCAUCCGUGGAUCAACAAGGUGCUGUGCAGUGGGGUUGUGUGUUUCACGUUUUACCAUUCCUCCUUCUCUUCUCUACUCAAGUGGUUCCCACCUCUGACAUGGCAGGAACUUUAAGGUUGGGUAUGGAGUGGGAGGUAUCACUCCUUCUGGAGAGAGGCAACAACAAUGGGAAAUUCAGAAGCACCUGGAACAAUGUUCUGAUGGGCUCCAGAGACAGCUUUUUUAAAAAAAAUAUAUAUAUAUUUAUUACUUUCCAACAAUUUGGACAUUACAUAGAAAAAGAAAAUAAACAAUACAAUACAAUACAAAAACAAUACCUAACACUAAACUAACAAAAACAAUUUAAACUAAGAAAACAAAACAAAAACAAUUUAAAACACAUCAAAUAGUUUCAAUCUUUCAUUCACUUAUUUCCAUGACCUCCUCACACCUCCCUUUUUGUAUUCCACUUCUAUUAGUUGUUUCAGCAAUUCCUUUCCAUCUUCCUCUGCUUUCUAUCUUAUAAUUAUCUUAACACAUAUUAACCUUAUUUUUCCCUUUAAUUCUCUAUUAAUCUGUUUAUACUUAAUUCCUUAUAACAUUUCUGCUGAAGCCAUAUAACUUCAUUCCAACAUUUUUCUAACAUUCAUUAAUUUUACAAUAUUUCUGUAAAUAGUCUUUAAACUUUUUCCAAUCUUCUUCCACCGACUCUUCUCCCUGAUCUCGGAUUCUGCCAGUCAUUUCCGCCAAUUCCAUCAGCUUUUGCCCUUUGGUACAAGCUGCUGCAGCAGAACAGCACCAGAAGAACUGGCAUGAUUUGGGAAGACUAAAUUUUGAACUCAUGCUUUCCCCCCACUAACUUGUCAGCAGAGAACCAGAGGCAAUGCUUCAUCCUUCAGAUGCAUUGUGUGUUCCUCGAUAGAGGAAGUGCUUGGCUUACAAGAGCAAUGGGAUGAGUCUCUCUUUUUUCUUUCUUCCUGUAGUUAAAUUAUUAUUGGUUUUAUAAACUUAAAAACACUUUUCUUAACAAUUUGACUUCCCGUCCUUGCAUUCGUGAUGUCCCCCCCACCACAGUUACCUGCUGCCUUAUAGACAAUACUUAUUCUGCUCUGCAUUUCUUUAUUUACAGCAUUCUUACUGUCCUCCUGUUGCGUAUAUUUCAAGGCCUGCUGGAGAUUUCAUUUGGCUAGAAUGCUUUUUAAAAAAUAGCCCAAAAGGAAUUUCCAUUCUUCCAUAUGCUUUCCUUCUUUUCAGUCUCAUAUUUUGGCUGUCAAUCUCGCCCUCUCCACAUUAACUUCGAAAUCCAUUCCUCUUUUGUUGGAACCUUGUCUUCUUUCCUUCUUGCCUUCUUUGGCUGCUGUGGUCACAUACAUAAUUUGGGGGGGGGGGGACUUCUAAUCCUAUUAUUCCUAAUAAUAAUGCUUCUGGCCAUUAUAAAGAAACUCUGACCUUGGUAUGCCUUUUCUCCCCCUUCUCAAUUUGAUUCCCUGGCACCAUAUUUGUAUAAAUUAACUAUCCCAAAAUACAGACGUUCCUUCACACUGGCCAGAUUGGAUGUGAUGCCCUCUGCCAUACCUGAGGGCAGAUACCAAAAGAUUCCAACUGAGAAACGACUCUGCCCCUGUGGAGAUGGCAGUCGGGAAACAGUGGCUCAUGUUCUCCUGUCCUGUCCCCUUUAUAAAGAUCUGAGGAAUGAGAUCAUCACCCCACUCUUACUUACCAUCCCAGGCCGCCCAUCUGUGGCCACCUUGUUCUUUCUUUUAUCAGAUCAAAAUGAUCAGACAACCGCAAAGGUUGCUAGGUUUAUCGAGGGUGCAGUGAGAUUAAGGGCCACUAUCUGAAUGAUAAUCUUGGUCAUUUGAUUGCCCUUUUUACCCAUUGUUGUCUUUUUAAUUGUAUAUAUUGCUUGUUUUAUGUUGCUAUGGCCAUUGGCUAAUGCGAAUAAAGUUUAUCUAGCUAUCUAAUAAGAAUGCUUCAGGCAUUUCUGGGAAGAGCGUUUUCAAACAUCUUUUUUUCAUUAUGCAUCAUUACAACUGUUGCUUGUUGAUAGGUCCAUCACAUAUGAGUCUCCUCUCUUUUUUUUCUCUGCCUCUUGAUUCUCCCACCUACCACCCUUAAACAAGGUCUUUCCCCCCUUUGCUCUCUUACACAACUCCCCCACAAUACACUUCCACACUAGGCAGUGACUGCUUUACAUGAGAGUAUUUUGAAAGGCUCUAGCCUACCAGCUUCACAAUUUCCAAGCAAUACCUGGUUAACACGCCUGUCUCAUUGCUAUUUCUGUUCUUGCAUGUAGUUACGAAGAUGCAAAGGACAGACUGGCUCAUUCAAAGCUUCUGGCUCCAGCUUACUUCAUACUAGGGGGAAACAAAUCCGGCGAGGGAUGUGUCAUUACACGUUCCCGUGUUGCAGUGUUGGAUAUCUGGGAGUAAGUAUGCCUGAUGGUAAAACGAUUUAAGCAGAUCCGUUGCCUGUAAGAGAUUUUGCUACAGCUGCUACACCAACCGGCUCUUGUUAAUGCAAAGGAUUCGGUCUCUCUACAGUGUCUCUUCCUUGUGUACAUUCCCCCAUGCUUUUAUAUCGGUAUCAGUAUCCUCCUCAAUUUCAAUAAAAAUCCACCAUGGCUUCUGACUUUACCAUUCACACUGGUGACAUGAGACCAGUUUUGGGGUGCUCUGCUUUAAGCAACUUGAACUCUGGGGGUAACGCUCAAGAACAUGAGAGCCUGGUGGAUCAGUUCAGUGGCUCAUCUGGGACUUCCUUUUAGGUAUUCUGAGUCUUCCAACAGAAAUUAGUUAGAAGUAAAAAUCAUUUAAGGUGCAUCGUUGCCAGAAAAUAGGCAUUGAUGUUUGCUACUUCUUUCAAGCUUGGACACAGAAAAUGGCGUCUGGUAUGUAGUGGAAACCAAUUAUGACCGCUGGAAGUCUCCACCCUUUCUGGAUGACCGGAGAAGCCCUGCAAAGAGCUGUUUGAACCAAACAAAGCAAGCGGUAGGUCUAAACAGUGGUGUCCAAACUUUUUUCAAAGAGGGCCAGAUUUGAUGAAGUAAAGGGCCAAUUAUACCCAAGGAAAUAAACUGUCUCAUGGGCCAGGCUAAACCGACCUGAUUAGAUUAGGCCCCCAAAACGGAUUUUGGACAUGCCUGGUCUAAGACAUGCAAAAUUAAUUAAAACAAUGUUGUAACCCAAAGUCCUGUUACAGGUGAUGAAACCUGACCAUACUAAAUGUUUGACAUCUUACUAUUUUUUAUAUUUUGCUGGAAGCCACCCAGAGUGGUUGGGGAAACGCAGCCAGAUGGGAUGGGUAUGAAUAAUAAAAUUGUUAUUAAUAUAUUUUAAUUAAAUUGACACUCCAUUCGUGCAGCUGGACUCCAUUAUGUCAGUCCAGCACCAUUGUUUCAAAAUGAAACGGAUAGGACCACAACAUGGUGCAGGCAUGCCCCACAUCUGCCCAUGCCCCCUUUUUUAGAGGAAAAUGUACCACAGCGCUCGCAAAGAGAAGCUUUGCACCUCUCCUCCAUUUAGAACAGUGUGUCCACUCCUGACCUCCGUUCGUGGGCACGUUUAAAGGAACUUGUUCCACAUAGGAGAGGCUGAGCAGGAGCAAACAUACUCAUGCACUCUAGAUUUUCAAUGAGAUGUUUACUGAGACCUUUCACAGACACCUAGGAAGCAGUGGUGGGAACCCUGGUGCCCACAAGCAUCAACUUGACAACUCCGGGUAUGUUGUACUAAAGAAGAAGAAGAAGAAUAACAAUAACAACAAUAAAAAAUCCAUUCCCUAUUCAAGGAUAACUCAGUGGAGCUUGAAUCUGAGCAGAACUGCACAAGAUUGGAAAUACUAACUGGAGGCAAAAUUUGAAGCUAGUUACGCAGUGGAACCUCGGUUUUUGAACAUAAUCCGUUCUGGAAGUCCGUUCGACUUCCAAAAAUCAUUUGAAAACCAAAAAUUAAAGGGCUGUCGGCAAAGUGAAUGGUGAAAAUAGAAAAACGUGCCACAGAAGCUGUUUGACUUCCAAAAAUUGUUCAAAAACUGAAGCAUUCACUUCCGGUUGUUGGCGUUCGGGUUCCAAAUUGUUCAGCUUCUGAAGCAUUUGACAACCAAGGUUCCAUUGUAAUCCAGAUUUUUUUUUCUGUCUGCACCCUCUGCUGGUACAUGACCCCACCCCCAGCAGCAGAUGGCCUCCAGGGUGCAACGCUUCAGAAAAAUGGUUCCCUGCUCUAUAGAGGGAGUCAACUUUUGGCUUCACUGCUGCUUAGCAGAGGUCAGAUGUUGAAAUUUGGUAAAGAAACUGCUUAGGUUGAAGCUUUGUUUUGGCUCAAGUCUGCAGGUAAUUUAAUUCUUUGUUCUCUCUAUUUUUCACCCACGCAGAACAUCUCAUUGCCAGCUCUGUACAACAUUCUCUCCACAAAGCCCAUUCUCAAUAAGGUAACUCGUCCUCACUCUUCCUUGUCUAGCAUGUUGUUGCCUUAUUCAGGUCUUGGUAGGCGAAAGGGGAGAAGACUCUUUAUUGCUGCUCUUAAGACAGAUGGUUCCCACAGCAGAUUAUUUCUGCCUAGAAUAUUCUUUGUACUCCUUAGAUCCCAGAGUUGGGGAUGAAAACCAAGCCACAAGACAAUCUAAGCCAUACACAUGUGUGGAAACAAACACGAGAGAGUGCAUUUAAUAUUAUUUAUUUAUUAUUAUUUAUUGAAUUUAUAUACCGCCUUAUGCCCAGAGGUCUCAGGGCAGUUCACAGAAUAAAAGCAAAAUAGGUAAAGGUAAAGGUACCCCUGCCCGCAUGGGCCAGUCGUGUCCGACUCUGGGGUUGCGUGCUCAUCUCGCUCUAGAGGCCGUGAGCCGGUGCCGUCCGAAGACACUUCCGGGUCACGUGGCCAGCAUGACGAAGCUGCAGCUGGCGAACCAGCACCAGCGCAACACACGGAAACGCCAUUUACUUUCCCGCUAUAAAGCGGUCCCUAUUUAUCUACUUGCACUUAAGAGUGCUUUCGAACUUCUAGGUGGGCAGGAGCUGGGACCGAACGACGGGAGUUCACCCCGCCGCGGGGAUUCAAACCGCCGACCAUACGAUCGGCAAGUCCUAGGCACUGAGGUUUUACCCACAGCGCCACCCGCGUCUCUUUAAAAGCAAAAUAUAAAACCACAAAAGACAUAAUCAAAAUAAAAACAAUAACCCAAUAACCCUCCACCCCAAAAACCCACAUUUUAAAAGGGCACGCUGGCAAUUUUUGGGGUAGUUAGUCUGUUAAUUCUCUUAGAUUUCCAGAUAUUGGCAGCACUGAUUCCGCUUGGUGUGGAGUGUCCCCCAUCCCCCCCCCCCCUGCAUCUGUAAAUCAAAGCAUUGUUGCAUUGCAUGUGAGGCUUUUAUAUUUGGUCUAACUAAGACAUAGCUUUCCACCCUUGUCGAUAUAAAACACUUUCUUUAGAAAAGCAAUCUGCUUCAUGGUACAGUCAUACCUUGGAAGUUGAACAGAAUCCGUUCUGGAAAUCCAUUCGACUUCCAAAAUGUUCAGAAACCAAACCGUGGCUUCUGAUUGGCUGCAGGAAUUGGAAUUGGAAGCCGCAGAAGCCAUGUUGGACAUUCAGCUUCCAAUAAUAGUUCACAAACCGGAACAGUCGCCUCCAGGUUUGCGGCGUUCAGGAGCCAAAACGUUCAAGAACUAAGCUGUUCGAAAACCAAGGUAUGACUGUAUUGACUUAUUCUCUUGUUUUUGGUUCAGACUCACUAAAGCCGUGAAAACUUUGCUUUCCCCCCCAUUUAGCUGACUGUGUGUACAACGCUGCUCGAGGUUUCUGAAGGCCAUAUGGAGACUUACCUGAGGGAGUGUCCGGACCCCUGUAGCCCCUGGUGAGGACUCGGGUGGCUUAUGAAAUGGAUGCUCACCAGGCAGGAAAAGACAGAGGCUGUACUUCAUCCAAGACUCCCCUUCACUUGCAGCGUGUCUUAUGAGAUGAUGAUUUUCUAAACCUGGCAGUUAUGCAAUGGUUUGCCAGUGUAAACCGUACCCCUUGCAUUUAACAUACUGUUAAGGUGCACUUCCUAUGAAUUGAAACUUAAACAGUGGGCUUUUUGGAUCCCUAUUUCCUUACACGCUGCUUCAGCCCGUCAAUGUUUAGGAAAUGUCUUGCAGUGCAAUCCCUGGGCAUGAUUUCCUCCGAAGUUUAGUCUCUCAGACUUGGUCCCGGAGAUCUGUUGUAGGCUUAGAAAAGACACUGUACAAACUCCCUUCAGGUAGAGGGUUGCUGUCAGUCUUUUAAAAGAAAGCCCAGUGUUUGGCCUUGCGAUCGGACUGCCAGCUGCCUCUGCGCCACAGUGCAUUUUCCCAGUUCUGAAGAAACGUUGUGGGGCUCUUGGCCUCCCCAGUUCCAUCUCUUCCAAACUGGGAGCAGGGGUCAUUUCCAACAGCAUGGCAAUCUCCAGCCUUGGAGGGCUAUCUUGGCUCCUCCCGGUGGGGAUUUCUCCCCCCCCCCCCACUUCUUUUCUUUUUAAAGAGCUGGGAGGGAGAGCAGCGCUAACCUUACAACACUCUUUCCUUAAGUUAACAAACAGAUGGCCAGGCUGCCUCUUCUGUGCUCUUAAAGAGAGGUUGUAGCAUUAGCGACAGGUUUAAGCAUGGGAGACUUCUUAGCUGGGCUAAUACGAAUUGUGCUGCUUUCAGUGCAAGCAGGCAGGUUUUAAAUUGCUGCUUUUUAAUGAGCAUAAUUGGCUAACCUGGGGAAUGAGCAGUGGUUUGGGGCAGGGCUUUUUUUUUUUUUUUUUUCCCCCCGGAACUCUGUUCUGGCACCUCUCAGGUGGGCGCCAUCGCCAUUCUGGGAGAACAAGGGAGGUGUUCAUGGUGAGUUCCGGCACCCCUUUUUUAUAGAAAAAUGGCACUGGUUUUGGGUAUUCCUGGCUAUGGCAAAAUGGGUCCAUCCAUCCCUGCCCACCUCUUCCUUUGCCCUGUUCCACUCCCUGCUCCCAGUUCAGUAGAUUAGAGGUGGUUGCUUUCUAAAAGGUUUAGGCACUGGAAUAAAAAUUAUUCCGCUUUCCUACUAACCUAACGUGGCUACGAAUGUUUCCGUACUGCUAGACAGUACAAAGAAUGUACUUUUAAUAUAUUAUGGAUCGCUUUACAAUUAAAGAAAUUGUGGGAGAAAUGGUCCACAUUGCUUUGUCUGACUUCUUUGGGAAAGCAAAGCGAGGAAUGAGCUUCACUGUAUUGCAGCUUCUGCAAAGCCGCUCCCAUUUCUCUCAGGGCUUGACGACAUUCUGCAGAGGUGGCUAAUCCUACACCCACAAACUGGCCAUGCCUUUUGUCUGUUGAUUCAAAAGUCCUUCUGGUGAUUUGAUAGGCAUCUCGAGGGCUGUGUUACACCUAAGCACAAAUUUCCCUGAGGGAGGAAUGCUAGUUUGGAAAGGGUGGUUCUGAAUGCCUGGUUAACAUGCUCUGAGUAGGAGAGGCAAGUUCCAAAGAAGAAAGUGGCCCAGCGCCUACAUCUGAAUAUUACGUUGGUGUGUUAAUGCAUUAAUGCAGAUCUGCCCCUCCCUCUCCGACCAGCUGUCCGUCCCCCACACAGUUGGAGUUCCCAGCCGAAAAAGACACAAGUUUAUAAGGAAUGCCUUGCCGGUUUUUACACAGUAUGUGACUUCUAAAUGAAAAUAUUGUUAAACGUAUCUGUGCAGUCUGGAAGAUCUCAGCUGAACUUAUUUAUGCUUGCCAACUAUAUAAAAAUAAAGAUCUUUGUGCUUGCCAACUAUCUUUAUAUAGAACUAAGUCCAGCUGAGAUCUUCCAGACUGCAUAGAUAUAUAUAUACAGUGGUACCUCAGGUUGCAGAUGCUUCAGGUUACAUACGCUUCAGGUUACAGACUCUACUAACCCAGAAAUAGUACCUCUGGUUAAGAACUUUGCUUCAGGAUGAGAACAGAAAUCGCGUGGCGUGGCGGCAACGGGAGGCCCCCAUUAGCUAAAGUGGUACCUCAGGUUAAGAAAGAGUUUCAGGUUAAGAACGGACCUCCAGAACGAAUUAAGUUCUUAACCCAAGGUACCACUGUAUAGCGCUUUUAAGCAUUAAAACAUUGGUGCCGUUGCAAGAUUUUGAUACACAGGGAAACUGGAAAGAUGAGUUGACAGUAAAAUCAGGAGUAUAGAAACUGAAUGUUUCCCAGCUGAAUCAACCAAAUCCUUUAAUCGUCACAAAAUCAACAUUUCGGCUACAAAGGUUAUGGUGGUGGCCAAGGUAUAGGACUUCUGUCUCUCCUCUUUUCCUGCCCCAAUCCUCCACACUGAUGCCUGUUUCUUAAAACAAAAACCCAUGGCUAUAACUUACUGCUGUUGCAAGAUGGACUGCGUGUUAUGCUCAUCACGUAAAAAGCUAGGCUGGGAUUCCCAAGACUUCCCUCCUGGAAGAAAAUGGGAGACGCUUGGCUAGCAGGAGUAAGACUGAUGUUCUUCCUUUGGUUUUACAUUGCUCACUCUCCCUGUUUGAGGAGGCAGCGGAGUAAUUCUUUGCUACCUUCGCUGCUGCUUCACUAUGUGACUUUAAGCCUUCAAUAAGUACUGGAGUGAGAUCCCCUGUCAGCUUUACUCAGGAACAAUUGUGUCAAUAAUGAUCCUCAUCUCCCCAUUGCACUGCAAGGCCAUGGCUUCCAUAGGAUUGCCGACUUUCUGCCACUUUCAGUUCUGAGCGAAAGCAAAGACUUGGUGCAAAAUCGGCUGUUUUCACACCAAGGAAGCCUGAGUUAACACUUGGAUGAUGAUGCACUUGUAAGUGGGACUUUUCUUGCACCUCACCUGGAAACUGCGGUUAGUUCAGAAUGCUGCAGCAGGGUUUCUGACAGGAGCGAGACCCUGUUAGCAUAUCGAACCUCUGCUCCCAGAUCUGUCCUCAUCAUUCUUGUUACCAGGCGACGUUCAAGGUUAUAUAUUGGUAUAUAAAGCCCAUAUGUGCCCACUUGGAUCUGCAGAAUGGGCACCAUUACAGGUUGCCACCCAGUAACUGCUCCGCAGUUGUAAGAAAUUUAUUGUUUAGUGUGGCAGCAACUUUGGAACUCCCUGCCAAUUGACAUCAGGCAGGUGCCUUUACCAUACUUUCUUGGGUACCUGCUUAAAACAUUUUUGUUUAGGCAAGCCCAUUCAGAUAUGUAAAUGUUGACAAGCUUUAAUCUUUUUUUAAAAAAAAAAUCUGUAAAAGUUUUUAAUGGUUAACUUUUUAAUAAUGUUAAUAUUUCAUGUAAACGACUUAAGAGGUUUUACUACUAUCAAGCAUUAUGUAAACUUUGUGGGUGCUAUUUAUUUAAUUUAUUUAGCAAUCUUGUACCUCCCACCACCUCCUUGAAGACUGGAGGCCUAGCUUCAACCAGGCUUCUCCAGUUUUCAAGUUCCAUGUUGCCAGAGCCAGCUCAACUAGUUCCACUUGCUGAAACUAGAAUGUCUUGCAGCUGCACCUCUAUUAACAAUGGGGUGCAAAACUAAGACUCGUUCUAUGACCUAGUUUUUUACUAAAGUGGCUUGUUAAAUCCUGCAAGUCUAAACAAGGCAAUUCAUAACACCAAUUUUAAGGAGAAAAUAUUACAGUGGAUCAAUAACAGAUUGGAUUGUAAUCUGACAUAAAUGCUGCUAUGGGUGUGUGUUUGGGGUAGAGUUCCACAUUGCUUAAUAUGGGUUUAUGCUCAAGUAAGCAUGCAUACACAGGUUUGCAGCUCUGGUCACCACUAGAUAACAAUAGGAUUUAGAAACAAUCUGGUGUAUUGUGUGUCAAUUAGCAAGUAGAUCUGUGCAAUAAAUUGUACAGCUCAUCAUUAGGUUAUGCUUUGGCAAGACGGAUUGUUUCUAGAACUUUUUAUGUCUUGGCCACUUUACAGCAGGGCAUUAAUCAUGCUCGAGCCCAUUGAUUUCAACAGAUGUGGCCGCUGUUCACUCCUGCAACGCAAAUCUCUUCCACGCAGCUAACGGGCCAUAGCCGAAUGCUUUCCCCUUUAACCAAGGAAACCUUGAAACUUGUUAGAUGAAGGCACAGCAAAUACCAGGGAAGUUUUUCCCAGUAUAGAGAGGGCGUGGUGGGGAAAUGGCUAAUAAAUGCCGGUGAUGUGAAGCUGCAAGAACCGUAGGCGGUUUAAGGUAUUUUGCCCUGAUGAGCCAAUUGGUGUGGUUAUUCCACGCUUGAAAUUUCCAUCAUUUAUUGCACAGCUGCACAGCAGUGACUAAAUUGCCUGGAGCAUCUUCCUCAAAAGUAUAACAUCGUAUAAAAAAAGGUAAAGGACCCCUGGAUGGUUAAGUCCAGUCAAAGGCGACUAUGGGGUUGCAGCACUCAUCUCACUUCCAGGCCAAGGAAGCUGGCGUUUGUCCACAGCUUUCCGGGUUGUGGCCAGCAUGGCUAAAGUGCUUCUGGCCUAAUGGGACACCGUGAUGGGAACCAGAGUGCACGGAAACGCCGUUUACCUUCCUGCUGCAACGGUACCUAUUUAUCUAGAAGCGGAGCUAGCUGCUCCAGCACCCGGAGCAGCCCGUGGAGGCAGGGCUAGCCGCUCAGUGUGCCAACGGCAGGGAAUGUCCCAGGGGGGCCACCGCCCACGACGAUGUCACACACCCCGCCUCAGGGAUGACACCCGGGCAGACCACACUCACUUUCUCCGCCUCUAUUUAUCUACUUGCACUGGCGUGCUUUCAAACUGCUAGGUUGGCAGGAGCUGGGACAGAGGAACAGGAGUUCACCCCAUUGGGGGGAUUCGAACCACUGACCUUAUGAUCAGCAAGCUCAAGAGGCUCAGUGGUUUAGACCACAACAGUCGUUAAAGACUUACAUUUGCUCCCAGUACAUUUCCAAGCACAAUUCAAAGUGUUGGUGCUGACCCUUAAAGCCCUAAUUGGCCUCAGCCUAGUAUACCUGAAGGAGCAUCUCCACCUUCAUCAUUCUGCCCGGACACUGAGGUCCAGCGCUGACGGCCUUCUGGCGGUUCCCUCACUGUGAGAAGUGAAGUUACAGGGAACCAGGCAGAGGGCCUUAUUGGUGGCAGCAUUGUGAAAGACUUUGAAUUGCUCUUAUUAUCCACAACUGUGAGAAAGAAAGUUCAGCUCUUCACUUGCAAGAAAGAAGCUACGUUUUGCUGGAGGUGAUAACAAGCAAGUCAACAAGAUGAUCCUUAACAUAUUUACUUUACAAGAUUGCAAAGAAAAGCAAAUCCAGUGCCCCCCCCCCAAAAAAUGGAGAACAUGGAAGCUAUUAUCCCCAAAAAAGGAUAUGAAAGGAGUUUAAUAUUGAGAUAAAAGCUUUACCAGUUUUAAUGGGAAAUUAAGAAAUGGUAAAUAAAAGUUUGUAGUCUGUACCGCCCUGUAAAAUGUUAGGGGGUUGGCCAGUUAGAAGUGAUCUCAAUUCAUACUACAGAGGAUAUUCCUGUUUCACUGUACAUCAUGUCUCAGUGCCACAACAAAAUCUAGAGUCCAGGAUGAGUGAACAGCAACACAAUUCCAAAGCAAUUCCAGGUAUGAUAUCAUGUGCUUUCCUUGGGCAGAGAGACUGCAGCCAAGGGGAAAUGUUUCCAAAUUGCAACCAAAUAAACCUCUUUCCACCGGGAUCUAACAUCGCAUAGACUAUUUUGGGGGACUCAAAAUUAAGAAAAUGGGAGGGGAGAUUCCCCAGAGGAGUUGAGCUUUUGGGGGGGGGUUGCAGAAAAAUUGCUCACCCACCAGACUGGCAAUGCUGCUCACACACGUUGCAAAAUCAAUCUAUCCUCUAUUUCCUCCCCGACAAAAGCAGCAAAUUGCCCACCCGAUGCCACAACAAAAGCUUCUCAACACCAGUCCUUGCUACAGCCACCAAUCACAAUCUCCGGCUCCACACGUCCCCACAAUGCACUACCCAUGUAUAAGACGACCCAGAAUUUUUAAACAUGAUUUCUGGAGGGGAAAAACCCACCUAGUCUUAUGCUACAAUUUACCAUACUUUUCUGUGUAUAUCUUAUAAUGAACAGGUACUGGUUUUGAUUUUGUCUUGCUUUUGCUUACUAUAAAAAAAAACAUGGAAGAUGUAAUAAUUAGCAGGCUUUCUUUUCCUUUUAUCAUUUGGAUUAAGUUGUAUGUCUCCGGAAUGUGAAGGUCUGCAGACGACCAAUAAGGUGAAGACAGCACUGCAUAAAGUGCCCAAGGGAACAUGCUUCAGAAGUGGUGAAGUCUCUGCUUUAAAUGGCACCACCUUUAUUUGUCAGCGAGACAGACUUCUGGGUCCCAGAUGGAGAACAGAGUAGUGCAUGGAAAUGCAGAGCAUCGCUGAUCUCAGGGGAUGGCAUUAUUCAACACCGUCUUUUAAAAGUCCACAUUCCCUCCCUCCCCACUUUAGAAAGGAAUCGCCGAGUGGCGAAAGGCAAGGCAACGAUGCACAUCCGAGUCAAGCAGCCCGGGCGACUGUUAAGUCAUAGUCUGCACUGGUUGAGCAAGCUCUUGCGAUAUUGCUUUAAUCGCAUUGCAAAAGCUGGCGGAACCAAAUUUCUCAGCUCCUCUCAGCCUCCACCUGGCCGGCUCUACUUGUGUGUGCUUCUUGAGCAAUCAUGUCUUCAUCACCUGCAGGUGAGCAGGGCUGCAACAGAGAUUUCUUAACAGCUGUCAAGCAGCCCCACUCCUCUGAAUUCCUAUCACGUGCUUAGAAUUUAAGAGUGCUGGCUAAGGAACUCCAGAAGGAGAGGGAAGUAGGAGAGGUGGCUGGGAGGAGCCCUGGAAAAGCAUCUUGAGACCUAGGCAAUCUUGAAGUUCCUGCUGCCGCCACAAAGGGAGGUAAUUAGCAUUUAGGGCCGCUAGGAUACAAGAACUGUUUCUUCAGUCUUGCCCUGAGGCUGUAUUAGUUGCUUGUUGGGUGCCAAGUCUUAAUGGCAAACCCGUUUUUCACUUAUUAGCUGUGGAAGUAGAUUGUUAUCAUGGGAAUGUUAUGAACUCGCUGCUCUGAACUCGCUUCCAACUUGCCAUGGAUAAUUAAUGUUUCUAUCCAUUGCAACAGGAGUUUUGGGGAGGAACGCAUUGAAACCAACCUCAUCAGACCAGCUUUGUGCAAGGUAGAAUGGUUGCCUCACAGUUUGUGACUUGCAAAGGCAGAUUUUUCAAUGCGCUCCCCAUGCUGGUCAGAUGAGGGAUUGGACCCAAAGUCUGUGUGGCUUUGUGUUUUGUUUCAAACGGUAGCAUUUCAAACAAUGCCUCCAGUAUGGCGAUGGAGGGCCUGUGACUACAAAUCUCAUCUUCCUUGACCGUUGGCUGUGCUGGUUGAGGCUGAUGGCAGAUAGAGAGACGGCCGCCAUCUGCAGAACUCGACUUUCCCAUGUCUGCUGCAGAAGCACACAAGCAGGGCACAAGAGGUCUCCUUCUGUUGUUGUCACCAGUUUGGAUACGGCAUUCAGAAUUAGGCUGCUUCUGCAAAUGUGGGUUCUAUCUUACUCAGGGUUGGCAAACCGAUGGCCUUCAAAUCUUUUUGGAUUUGGCUCCCAAGAGCUCCAGCCAACAUGGCUAAAGGGAGGUGGUAGCCAACAUCUGGAGGCUCACCGAUGGGGAAGGCCCUACGCUUGGUUACUUAGUAGUAGCUGCUGAUGGGCCUAAAAAUAAUCAAUUAAAUUUAAUCCAUUAGUUUAUCUCCUCCCAUAUUUAACAGGCCAUCAGCCCAUCCCAUGACAGUUAAGUCCAUAAAUUAAUUGUAAGCGCUGUGAAUAAUGACUUUCUUUGGUCUGCCGUAAUCCUCCUGCAAUAUUUGCCUUUGGCAGGUGACCCCAAGUUGUGGUAUUAUGGCUUGCCCCAGAUGGUCCAGCUUCUCCCCUGUUCAGGUACACAUUGCACCAGUUACGUAGCUGACAUGCAGGUUGCCCAAGGAGUGCUAUUUCUAUUCUAGACUCUUUGUGCCCCCCAAAUGUUGUUGUUUAACUUCUAUCUGCCCCAGCCAGCAUGCCCAAUGGUCAGGGAAAUAUUUGUGCGAUCACAGACUUACUUAGCAGAGGUCGCACUAGACAUCCCUUUGGAAUGAAUAGGAGUUAUAGAGGAUGGCUGGUGCCAAAGUUUCCUGUUGCCCCUUCAGUUUUUCCUCAUGGCAGACAGAGCACAGCAAUCACAUCUUGUCUUGGGGUUUGAAAGCACUUGAAGUCCUACUUGAUGAGAAGGGAAGUUACUGACGUAGGACCUAGGUAGGGUUAUUGCCACUGCACAUCUCUCGCUACCGCAGAGAUUUUUAAGUGUUUGGCAAGACCUUGAGGUUAAUUUUAAUUUAGUGGAAUCCCGAUUUGCAACACCAGGCCCUCUACUAGGAUUUCUGUGGCUUUUUGGCAACUGCUAAAUGGCGGUCAGAAUAUGCACCUUUUCAGUAGCAUCUCCGUUGUCCUUUGAUGGGACUUCCCCCUGAAGAAUGCGGAUGGAACUCUGAGUGCCCUGUUGAACUUAAUCCCUAAGGCAGGAACCGCAACACUUCAGGAUGAUGCUGAUGGGCUUCAGCGCCCUUCAUCUGGAGCCAGCAUGGCCAAUGGUCAGGGAUGGUGGGAAUUGUAGUUCAACCUUUGGAGACACACAGGUACCUCAUCCAUGCCUGAAAAACUUUUAAGAGGAAUUAUGGGCCAUGGGGAAAAUGCAAGUGAGGGGUUCUAUCUCCACAUUUCUUCUAUGAGGUGCUAACGCCUGAUUAAAUACCCUUGAGGGAAGCGGGUGGCACUGUGGCCUAAACCACUGAGCCUCUUGGGCUUGCUGAUCGGAAGGUUGGUGGUUCAAAUACGCACAACAGAGUGAGCUCCUGUUGCUCUGUCCCAGCACCUGCCAAUCUAGCAGUUCGAAAGCACGCCAGUGCAAGUAAAUAAUUAGGUACAGCUGCUGUGGGAAGGUAAAUGGUGUUUCUGUGUGCUCUGGUUUCUGUCAUGGUGUCCCAUUGCACCACAAGCGGUUUAGUCCUGCUGACCACAUGACCCGGAAAGCUGUCUGUAGACAAACACUGGCUCCCUCAGCCUGAAAGCGAGAUGAGCGCCACAACCCCAUAGCUGCCUUUGACUGGACUUGACCGUCCAGGGGUCCUUUACCUUUUUUUUUUUUUUUAACCAAACAUCCUUCAUCUCCUCGAGAAGGACACCUCCUUGUCCUGAUGCCCCUUUUCCCUUCCCCCAUGGAGAGCUCUGGGUUUAAACUAUGGAUCUUGAAGCCAUUGGUAUAAACUCUUCAGUAAGCAUACUCAGAAACUGCGACAGAUUUUAUCUUCUUUUCCUUUGUGUUGAUUCCGCCUUGGCUCCUGAUUAUAAUGUAGGUACCAAUGGGAGGCCAAGAUGUUAUUACCGAAAUCCCCACAGCCCUGAAACGUUUGGCCAAGUACAUGGUGCGUGGCUUCUAUGGAGCCGAACAUGCGCUGGCCCUCGAUGUUUUGAUCCGCUACGCAUGCGUGAAGGAGGACGAUUUGCUGCUGCUCCUCAGGUAUGAGCGCAAGCAGCUGCGGACCGUCCUGAACACCCUCAAGGCCGAUAAACUUGUGAAGCUGCGCAUGCGCGUGGAGACAGGCCGCAACGGGAAGAACGCGAGGCACAAUUACUACUACAUUAACUACAAGGUGUUGGUGCAUGUGGCGAAGUACAAGCUGGAUCACAUGCGCCGGAAGAUUGAGGCAGACGAGCAGCGUUCCACCACCCGAUCGUCCUUCAAGUGUCCCGCCUGCUCAAAUGCGUACACCGACCUGGAAGUGAAUCAAUUGUUUGAUGCUUUCACAGGUAAACUGCUGCAUCUGUGUCGUUUGCCUCUUAUCGUUUAGAAAAUACGCCGAAACAUAAAAAUGCACCUCAAUUGUAAUUGUUUGUGCAGGGAAAGGCCUUAGCUCAGUGGGUAUAGAGCAGUUUCUUUCCAUGCAGAAGUUCCCAAUUUCAGUUUCCAUCAUCUCCAGGGAGGUCUAGGAGAGAUUUCUGCCUUCAACCCUGGAUAACCAUUGCUAGUUAGUGAGAGCCAUAUUGAGAUAGGAUCUUAUCAAAUCAUAGUCAGAAGGGACCCUGCAGAUCACCUAGUCCAAGCCCAAGUCCAAGCAAUGCAGGAAUACUGCCGCUGUCCCUUACGGGGGAUCGAACCUGCAACCUUGCCAUUGUCAGCACCAUGCUCUAACUAACAGAGCCAUCCCCCAUUAUGGGUGGGGCAAUGGUUUGACUCGGCAUAAGGCAGCUUCUGGCAACCCCAUGUUGCAGAUCUUUUAAAAGGAGAUCUGAAGAGCGAGGGUAGUUUUUGGGUUAUUUUCCCCCCAUCUUUUUAAUUGAAUUUAUAUACCGCCCUAUACCCAGGGGUCUCAGGGCAGUUCACAGAAUAAAAUCAAGACAUAAAACCACAAAAUAUAUACAGUGGUACCUCGGGUUACAUACGCUUCAGGUUACAUACGCUUCAGGUUGCAGACUCUGCUAACCCAGAAAUAGUACCUCUGGUUAAGAACUUUGCUUCAGGAUGAGAACAGAAAUCGUGCUCCGGCGGCACAGCGGCAGCGGGAGGCCCCAUUAGCUAAAGUGGUGCUUCAGGUUAAGAACAGUUUCAGGUUAAGAACAGACCUCCGGAACGAAUUAAGUACUUAACCUGAGGUACCACUGUAAUAAGAAAAGAAAAAAGAAAAAAUAAUAGCACCCCGCCCCAACCACCACCACCACCACCACCACCACCACCACCACCACAUUUUAAAAGGGCAUAGGAAGUAAAUCAGAUCAGCCAAAGGCCUGGUUAAAAAGGAACGUUUUUGCCUGGUGCCUAAAGGUGUGUAAUGAAGGCACCAGGCGAACUUCCCUGGGGAGGGCAUUCCACAGAUGGGGAGUCACUGCAAAAAAGGCCCAUUUUCAUGUUGCACCCUCUGGACCUCUUGAGGAGGCUGUGACAGGCACGUCUCACGCUGUUGGGCCCGCUCUCACUUAGAUAAAUUGCUCCCACCUCACUGAAUAACCCUUUAAUUGAAGGUUUAUUUUUCUUUUCCUCUUAAAAUUCUAGCCCAGAGUAUCUUGCGGGGGACCUUUGUGAGGGGAUAACUAAUAAGUUGGAGUCUCAGUCAGGUUUUCUUUAAAUAAACAAUAAAGGUUUAUUUAAAGCAAGAUAGUGUAUAACACAAAUGGAUUAAACUUAGGUUACUUCAAGAAUAUAGUGUGAUUUCACUUUAAUUCGUUCUUAGUUGUUUUUGUGUUAUAGGUUUGGUUCCUUUAUAUGGUGAUACUAUCUUUCAGUUAUCCACCCCCUUUAACACUCCUGCUCCUGAGGUGCUUUAAGUAAUAGACCAAAGGGCUCUCCACACCCCUUUCCUUUACUGGGUUUUGGAGUUUCUUCUUUUCCUUAGAAGAAUCUCUCCCUUCCAGACUAGAUUUGAGUCCCAAGUAGGCUGUUCCUUUCCAGCUCCUACUUGUCCUGGCUCAACCUCUGCCUCCCAGUAAAAUUCCAGUCUAUUCUUCCUACAGAACAUCACACUCUGUCUUUCACAAUACUCUCAGAGCGGAAAUUGUUUUUACAGAGCCAACUCUUUCUCCCGUUCACUCUUUAUACCCUAACCUGUCUCCUUACCUAUCUCCCAACCUCUCCAACCCACUUCAACCAACCCUCUCCACUAACUCUCUACAAAUCCUCUCCUUUUAAUCUCUCCCUCCUGGAACCACGGCCAAUCAGAGGCUGCCAUUCAGUAACCAUUUGCUGGCAGGGAAAGAAAGAAAGAAAGAAAAAAGAAACACUUGUUGAUCCAACCGGUCCAGCAAAACCAACCUUUUCAUCACAGAGGCACAUGAAGAAAGGCCUCAGAAGAUGAUCUCAGGGUCUGGGUAGAGGUGGUCCUUGAGGUAUUGUGGUCCUGAGCUGUUUAUGUGCUGGACUUUAGAUUUCUGCAGCAAUCUGCUGAGGGCCUGUGGGCCCCUCUAGAAGUUGUUGGACUUCCAUUUACCUGAGCCAAUGUGGUCCAUGACUGGGGAGGGUGAGAGCUAGAAAUGAACAACAUUUGGAGGGGCCACAGGUUUCCCCCUCCCAUCGCCUCGCCUCUGUUUAUGUGUCAGGGACAUUUCGUUGCACCUACUGCAAUACUGAAGUUGAGGAAGAUGUGUCUGCGCUGCCCAGACGGGAUGCCCAAACUCUGCUGGCCAAAUUCAACCAACAGACGGAGCCCAUCUUUGAGUUGCUCCGUGAAACGGAAGACAUCGUUUUGCCAUGUGACCUCCUUGAGCCCCAGCCUACAGAAAUACCGGAACUAGCAAGAAGGUAACACGUCGUUAAAUUUAUCGAGCUCCAAGCGAAAUACUGGCACGAAGCAGAGGUUGAUGAGUUGAACAGUUUUGGGGUGGGUGUGGAGAACUGUCAUGGUUGCCCCAACUAAUUUUGUACCUCAGGCUUGCCUUUCUAACUGGAAUAGGCAGCAGCUCUUCUUUCGUAGCAUCAUGUCACGAGACUUGGUGACAACACAUAUGGGUGAUUAUAUAUGUGAGUGGACUAGGAUGGGUGGAACAGUCCGACCCCACUUCUGCAAAGUGGAAUGAAAUCUGUGUAUUUCACCCCAACUCUGCUGUGAUUGUGAAAACCAGAAUGGCUUCUACAUGGGAAAGCUCUCUACAUAUUUCCUUUAGGAAAUGAGGCACAGAAGAGACUGUGGUGUCUUUAUGAUAUGUGGUUUAUUUACAUACAUUUGCACCCUGAGCCUACAAUGGAGGAGUUCACAGCAUCAACACCCCAAGGGUCUUGUUUCUCCCAUGGCCACAGCCUUGGAUUCAAGCCAAAAUCAGCCAUGACUUCUUAUCUGCCUUUCCAGCUUGAAGCUUCCCCCAUUCUAGCUUCUAGGUCACAUGACAGUCAACUCUCGCUUUUGUCCUUCUCUCUGUCUAAUAGCUGGAGAAGGAGACCAUGCAUAGGAGCCAACUCCUAGGGACCGAGGUCCCUUUGCCCCACCCCACCCAUAAAAUAUUUGAAGGGGCCGAGCCUCCCUCCAAGUUGAUGGGCAUUGCCAUUCAAAUGGUGUGGGGCAGGGAUUUCCUCCCCCCACCCCCAAUAUUUUAUUCAAGUUGGCACCAUGGCCCCACCCAUUUGCUGUCUGGUACAGAGCUGCCUUUCCUUUAUUCUCUCUUAAUUGCCUGUCCCAUGCCACCCUACCCGGAGGCAUUAACCUCGUGAGGAAGCCAUCCUGAAUGAUAUUUUAACACUUGCUAGGAUUAUAGAGAUUAGAAGUCUGGCACCCACUAGCUCAUAACAGUACUCCUUGCCUUUCUUGUACCUUAGGCCACUGUUUAGUACUUGUUGUCAUGGUACCAAGCAGAAAAUAGUGCCCAGCCCAUAAUUGCUUCUGUCCCCACAAUAAGGAAGAGAUGCUGCUAGCCCUGAUUCCAGUUGAAGGCAGAACUCUGCCCCAUCCCUAGAUUAGGGUAGCACCUUUCUGAGCAGAGGAAUACUAGGCAUGUCUGCUCCCCGGUUAAGUGUGUAUAGCAAUUGUAGCUACGAAAGGCACAAUAAUAAUUCCUAACGGUGUAGUUUUGAGAUGAGGUUGUUCAAUUGUGUGGGCAAUAGCCUUUUAAUUUAGGAAUACAGUGGUGCCCCGCAAGACGAAUGCCUCGCAAGACGGAAAAACCGCUAGACGAAAGGGUUUUCCAUUUUUUAGUUGCUUCGCAGGACGAAUUCCCCUAUGGGCUUGCUUCGCAAGACGAAAAUGUCUUGCGAGUCUAGAGAUUUUUUUUCCGCUUUUCCCCCCCUUUAUCUAAUCUGCUAAGCCUUUAAUAGCCUUUAAUAGCCUUUUAGCAGCUAAUCCCCUAAGCCUUUAAGCCUUUAAUAGCCGCUAAACCGCUAAUAGCGCUAAUAGCGCUAAUCCGUCAAUGGGCUUGCUUCGCAAGACGAAAAAACCGCUAGACGAAGACUCUCGCGGAACGGAUUAAUUUCGUCUUGCGAGGCACCACUGUAUAAAAGAGAUUCACAAAAGACUGUUCUGGCCUCCAUUUCUGAGAUUCUCGUACGUGAACUUUUAUAGCUUUAAUCACAAAUAAAGCACUUCUUAGAUGAAAAAGGCCUUUCAACCUAUAUCUGGUUUGUCCCUUACAACAGCCCUGCAAAACAGGGUUGCUACGAAGCAGGGCUUUUUUUCAGCCGGAACUCACUGGAACUUGGUUCUGGCACCUUUUAGGUUGGUGCCAUUGCCAUCAUAAGAGAACAAGGUGAGUUCAUGGUAAGUUCCAGCACCUCUUUUUCUAGAAAAAUAGCACUGCUACUAAGCCAUACUAGAGUUCUUAACAAGGAGUAGUAAAUAAAUUGUCUUCCUUUAUAAUUUGCUGGCUACCUUGAACGAAUAAGCUAAAACAAUAUUCAGGGGGGCAGAAAAGGAGGAUCUUGUUCCAAUUUAGACCCACCGAAGCCAAUGGGACUUAGAAUAUAAUUGUGACAUAACCCUAUUAAAUUGUGGUGUGGGAAAAGUAUAACUUAGUCUGAAUCAGAGCCGUACACUUAAAAUAUUAAUGUCUAUUAAGCAAUACGAGAAUGUCAGUGACAAGACUAACGUGUACAUUUUUAGCUUGGAUAAGAAUCCAUGUUCAAAAACUGAGCUGCCUCGUUGCCCUAAGAAAUGGGCUGCCAGGAGUUGUGCCAGGAACAUGUAUGUCCAGAACGUUGUUAUUGACAUCCAAAAGUCUGGACUUAAGAAGAAAGCAAUGGUCAAGGCAGUCAAAGGACAACCAGUAUGGAUGACCCAAAGUACCACAAAGGGGACCUAUUCAGCUGUGGCUUCUACUAGUGUCGGUGAGUCCAUCUUCCAAGAAUAUUAUUAACACCUGCUGUUAAAAAGUGCUCCAUUUCCAUGUUGUUUGCGCUUCCCCUUUGGAGGUAGCUGAACUAUUGCUGUUCCUCUGUCAGUCGAUCCCCCUUUCCCUUGCAUUUUGGAACAGGGAAGCUGUAGGGCACCACAUUUGCUAAGCUAAGAAGUCCCAGAUGUUGUUGGUACUGAGAAGGACACUUUGCCCUGGCCAGACUCUGCUCCCCAGUGUUCAAACCAGUUUUCAUACCCAACCUCUAAAGCAGCAGUACCUCUCAAGCAGCAUUUGGUUAGGUGCAGAUACGCGAGAGCAAACAGGAGUCAAUGUAGCGGCAAGGUAGACAUCACCAAAGCAGUCGUUUGCCAUCGGAAUGGUGGGCUAGUUGCGUUGUUGUUUUUUAAUGCAUACAGCCAGUGGCCACCGCACUAUAAAUCCUAAAACAAAAUAGAUGUACAGUGGUACCUCGGGUUACAUACGCUUCAGGUUACAUAUGCUUCAGUUUACAGACUCCGCUAACCCAGAAAUAGUACCUUGGGUUAAGAACUUUGCUUCAGGAUGAGAACAGAAAUUGCGUGGCGGCGGCGCAGCAGCAGCAGCAGCGGGAGGCCCCAUUAGCUAAAGUGGUGCUUCAGGUUAAGAACAGUUUCAGGUUAAGAACGGACCUCCGGAACGAAUUAAGUAUGUAACCAGAGGUACCACUGUAAAUGAUGCAGUUGACACAGGAGGAAGUUGCAAAUGGUCCACAACUAAAAACGAUAAGGUUGACUUAACCAGUAGCAGUAGGUGGUCCUGCAUAGGUCUUGCUCACCUGCCUUCCCAAGCUGUGUUACAGCCAGUUUUGGAGAGGGACAAGGUGCUGAGUGUGUUGUGGCAAAGGAGGAUUGGGUUGGCUCCAUUGCACUGACACAGAUUUGAGCUCCUUGUGCUUUGCCCUGCUUUCUCUUGGCAAGCAGCAGCAAUGAAAAGGCUGGUGAGCACCCUGCCUGUGCCAGUUGCAAUUGGCUGCAACUGCUGCUGUUGCAAGAGGAAAGUGUGAAGACACUUCAUGCCUUUGCUUCAAGCAUCCCAUUCCUGGAAAACACCAAUAAAUUAGUGUCAAGCUACGGUUGCUCAAUUGUGAAAGGAGCACACCCAAUAUGAUCAUCAUUCAUCUGAGGAAACUUUAGGGUUCAUAGCCAACUGUGGCAAAGUAAUUGGCUGGUAUUUGUUUUCUUUUCUUGACCACCUUCUCAUAAAAUACAUGGGCGGUGAAUAUAGAUACAUAUUAGUCCAAUUCCAGAGAAAUUGAGUUGCUACGGGUUUUGCCACUGCUAAGGUCUCAUUUAUAGGAAUGAUGGUUCACUGAGGCUUGACUUAGGUAAAGGGACCCCUGACCAUUAGGUCCAGUCGUGACCGACUCUGGGGUUGCGGUGCUCAUCUCGCUUUAUUGGCCGAGGGAGCCGGCGUACAGCUUCUGGGUCAUGUGGCCAGCAUGACUAAGCCGCUUCUGGCAAACCAGAGCAGCACACGGAAAUGCCGUUUAUCUUCCUGCUGGAGCGCUACCUAUUUAUCUACUUGCACUUUGACGUGCUUUCAAACUGCUAGGUUGGCAGGAGCAGAGACUGAGCAACGGGAGCUCACCCCGUCACGGGGAUUUGAACCGCCAACCUUCUGAUCGGCAAGUUCUAGGCUCUGUGGUUUAACCCACAGCACCUACUCAACGCUAAAUUACUUUUAUUAACUAACAAACCGUUCUGAUAAUAAACCCUGCUUUUACAUGUUUCACAGUACUCAAGGGGGGUUGCAGAAAAAGAGAUCCCAAUAUCUUGGGCUUCUUCCCUUUGAAGGAACAACACACAGUUUCAAUAAGGGCAUUCACUAGCUACGAGAUUGGACUUCCAUCUGUACCUCUGGGUAGCAGAGCUCUGACCUGCUUCAGAGGCACUCUGUGUCUGCACAAUUCGACUUGUCACUGGGGACCUAAUUAGAUAAGUGAAAAACAAAGCACUGCCCGAUUCCUUACCCUGUGGAAUCUAGAAAUGGCUAUUACGAACUCUUUCCCCUCCUCUCUGUAGCCAUUGCAGUCUCUCCAAAGGGGACUAAGUCACCUCCCUGAGUGUAACCUGACCCUAUUAGAUCUAGUGCCUUCUGGAACAAGUUUUGCUCUCAAUUUGGAUGGUAGGUUAAACAUGGUGAAGAGCUCCCUUAACUGUAUUUCUCCCCCCCACCCCACUAGACAUGCCUAAGGAUGUGGCAGACUCUCCCAAGAGACCUUCCAUUAACAAUGAAGUACUAAGGACUCUACUCAUCCACGAGUCAAUCCCUUUCUCUGUGUCGGGAAAGACCCCUUGUUUUGACAAAAACGGACCUCAGCAGUCAGAAAGCGACACCAGUGAGUCCAAGGAAGGGGCCAAACCAACUGCAGUCAACGUCACCGGCAGUGAUCUAGAAAAUGAUCAGGAGCCAAUAGCGCUAAAUCCGACCGUAAUUGUGGCUGGACGGCCACACUUAUACAGUGAAGUGAGUGAAAACCCAGAGCUGGUUUCAUUUAUGACAGAUGAAGAGCGAGAUGCCUACAUUAAAGUUGGGCAGGAGGUUUUCCAAUCUGUCUUUGAGUAA
Molecule: messenger RNA, 38993 nt
Organism: Podarcis lilfordi (Lilford's wall lizard)
Lineage: Eukaryota; Metazoa; Chordata; Lepidosauria; Squamata; Lacertidae
Source: the annotation of a GenBank genome assembly